Colletotrichum siamense is the source of this 1674-nucleotide messenger RNA. RefSeq names its product Acriflavine sensitivity control protein acr-2 (gene acr-2-0). Gene Ontology annotation, cellular component: nucleus. The coding region runs from base 1 to 1674 and encodes 557 amino acids. Gene Ontology annotation, biological process: positive regulation of transcription by RNA polymerase II. The transcript has 4 exons. Lineage: Eukaryota; Fungi; Ascomycota; Sordariomycetes; Glomerellales; Glomerellaceae. Gene Ontology annotation, molecular function: zinc ion binding; DNA-binding transcription factor activity, RNA polymerase II-specific; transcription cis-regulatory region binding. The record is from RefSeq and is a predicted model, not a curated record.
AUGGAAUCUAACAAAAGCUCGGUGGAUGUGGUGGAUGGCACAUGGUCUCAUCUCAACGGGCUGAUUGCGGAUGUGCCCUGCUGGACGUGCAGACGUAGGCGCCUGAGAUGCGACAACCUCAAGCCGUCAUGCGUCAAAUGCACCCGGGCGGGGUUGCAGUGUCUGGGGUAUGGUCCCAAAAAACCUCUUGUCUGGGUCGAACAUGGCCGCCGCCGCAAGAUGGCUCACAAACAGACGCCACAUCCAGCAUCACCAACCCCAGCCCCUUCCGUCAAAAUUAGUGACCAAGAAUGGCCCAAGACCCAAAAAAAGCAAGAUUCAACACACGAAGACGUACAGCGGGCGCCAGAGGACGAUGGUCGGCAACUCGACAGAUUGGAGGUUGGCACGCUUCUCAAAAGCCCAGCUGAUCCCAUGCUCCACCAGUAUGGCAUCAAGUCCGUCGAGUACAUAUCGUAUUACGAACAACGUUGUUGUAUGGAGUGUAGCAUCUACGACGAAAAAUCUGUAAAUCCGUUCAGACGGUUCAUGCCAAUGGCACUGUCUAACCCACUCGUUCAUCAUACCAUCGUAUCCCUCGCGGCACAUCAUCGAGCACGUUCUGAGAUUACGUUGCAAUCUCCAGAGAAACAUGGCUUGCUGUUUCACAAGGCAAUUCUAGACAGCGUCGAGCCCAGUGAUACUGCGACAUCAUUGCAACUCCGCUCCAGGGACUUUGCAGACGCUCUCAUGCACAAGCAGCAAGCCAUAACGCACAUGAGAUUGGCAUUAACGGGCUCAACCCCUUCGGACGCAGUUAUCGUGUCCACACUGCUCCUGAUUUGGGUAGAGCUUCUCGAAUCUGGGUAUCGGUCCUGGAAGUAUCAUCUUGGUGGCAUGCGGGCCUUGCUGGUUUCACGAACAAGCGCUGCCCUAAGAAGUGACGUCGAAGCUAGGGGAGCGGGUUCCACGCUUCAUGAUGCCACGUUUUGGAAUUUCGGUGCUUAUUUUGAGGAAAUUUAUGUCUCGCUUCAAACAUUUGGCUCAACAUUGUGUCGCGAUAAGCCAGACUUGUCUGAGACCUUCACCGACCCCGGACUUUACACGAUCUUGAGACGUGGGGAAUUCCGGGGUUGGACGGGAUGUCCCGCGGAGCUGUCGCACAUUCUCUGUGGCUUUAACUCCCUUCUGUGCCCCUCGAGGGCUGAGAAUCACCAAGAAAACUUUGCCAUGCGCGCAUCGCAACUGUUCCAGCGGCUCGAACAGUUCUCUUGUCGGCAGUGGGCAGUGGACUAUCCCGAACCACAUUAUGUGUCUCAGAGAGAAUCUUUGGCGCAUGCCUACAAGUGUGCAAUUGAGAUCUACGGCCGCAGGGCUCUAGCCGGGCAACAUUCCAGCGAGCUUUCCCAUGUUGCCCAUGCCGCAGUUGAGUCUCUGCGAUGCAUUAGCCCAAGGGAUUGCCACUUCAAAGGAUGCCAGUGGCCGGCAUUUGUCGCAGGUGCCGAGGCAAGGGACCCUUCAGACCGGAUGGCGGUCAAACAGAUCCUUCUCGACAUGCACAAACUAGUCAGGACGCGGAACGUGGAACAGGCCAUAAUCAUGCUCGAGAGAAUAUGGCGCCAAUCGGAACUUCCAAACCCCAAAACAUGGAUUGAGUACGUGUAUGAUACAGGCGAAGAGCUACUUCUCGUAUGA